CUAUGGGCGGUGCCGCUGAUCGCCUGAGCCGGCGCUGAGGCGGCGAUGGCGGCGCCGAGCGGUCCCAGUUGUGCAGCCCAGGCUCCCCAGCAAGCACAGAGGCCAGGAUCCCUCAGCCUUUCUCUGCAGUGACCACGUGUGCCCCUGGGCAGGGCUGAAGAUGCCUCUGUUCUCCAGGAAGAAGAAACCCAGCGAAGAUGCUCGGAAACGCCUCGAGUACCAAAUGUGCCUGGCAAAAGAAGCUGGUGCUGAUGACACCCUUGACAUAUCCAGAUGUGAGCUCUCAGAGGUUCCUUAUGGGGCUUUUGCAACUUGCAAGGUCUUGCAAAAAAAGGUGCUGAUUAUUCAUACCAAUAAUCUGACAUCCUUAGUUCCAAAGUCCUGCAGCCUCCUGAGUCUUAUAACUGUGAAGGUUCUGGAUCUGCAUGACAACCAGCUGGCAUCACUUCCUGCUGAUAUUGGUCAGCUGACAGCUCUUCAGGUCCUAAACCUUGAAAGGAAUCUUUUAAAAAGCCUUCCACAAUCUAUAGGAGACCUUGCACAGCUCCAGGUCCUCAAUGUGAAAGGGAACCAGCUGAGGGCGCUGCCCGGGAGCGUGAGCGGCCUGCGGAGCCUGCGGGCUCUGGAUGUCAGCGGGAACGAGCUGCAGGAGCUGCCCCGGGGGCUGGCCCACGCCCGCAGCCUGCAGACUCUGACCCUGGAUGCCUCUGCCAUGACCUACCCACCCCCUGAGAUCUGCAGUGCAGGCACAGAGGCCAUCCAGCAGUUCCUCUGCACAGAGUGUGGAAUUGCAUACUCCCCUCCCUCACAGCACCUGCCCCCCACGCUGGAGAGCCAUGGAGGAGGAACUUCAGUGGAUGGGGUGGACAGGACAGUGGAGAAGUACCUGGAGGAGGAGAGUGAGUGGCAGAACAAAUUCUUGGAUUAUGAGAAGAGGAAGGAAAGAAAAACUCAGGAGAAGCUGGAGUUUGAGCGGCGCCUGAAUGUGGGGCAGCGAGAGCAGGCCCUGCUGGUGCAGCAGCUCAACAGCCACAAGGAUGAGAUCCUGCAGACAGUGAGAGAGGAGCAGCAGAGGCUGGAGCAGGGGCUGUCGAGGCACCAGCGCUGUUUGGAGGAGGAGAGGCUGAAGCUGCUGCAGCAGCUGAAGGACACAGAGCAGGGCAUUGCCAGCCGGAUCCAGAAGCUGCUGGAGGACAACCAGAGGCAAAAACGAAGUUCAGACAUUUUGAAGUCCUUGGAGAAUGAGAGAAUCAGGAUGGAGCAGCUGAUGGCAAUAACCCAGGAGGAGACGGAGCAGCUGCGCAGGAGGGAAGUGGCCUCUGCCAUGCAGCAGAUGCUGGCUGAGACCUACAAGAACAAACUCCUCCAAACGACCUCGGAGUCUCGCCGGCAGGACCUCGUCAGCCAGGCCUGCUCCAGCCUGGCUGAGAUGGAUCAGAAGUUCCAGCAGAUCCUGGCUUGGCAGCAGCUGGACCAGAGCAAAGCUGUCAGUGAGAUCUUGCAGCAGGUUGAGAUGCAGAAAACUGCCUUUGAAGCUCUCCAGGUGAAGAAGGAUCUUAUGCACAGGCAGAUCAGGAACCAGAUUAAAUUAAUAGAAACAGAGUUAUUGCAGCUGACACAGCUGGAGGUAAAGAGGCAAGAACUGGACACAGAGACACUGCAGGAGGCAAUCACGGAGCAGCGCCGGGCACUCGGCUCCCUCCUGCAGCAGCUGCUCAAGGAGAAGAAGCAAAGGGAGGAGGAACUGCAGCAAAUCCUGCUGGAAAUGGAGGCAAAGAGCGAAACCAAGCAGGAGAACUAUUGGCUGAUCCAGUACCAGCGCCUGCUGAACCAGAAGCCCCUGUCCCUGAAGCUCCAGGAGAAGGGUUUGGAGCAGCAGCUGGUGGCCCUGCUGCUGGAGCUCUCUGCUGAGCAGUACGUGCCCAUCUUCGCUCACCACCGAAUAUCCCUGGACACGCUGGGCACCAUGAGUGCCAGUGACCUGGAGAAGCUCGGUGUGACAGAGGCUGGGCUGCAGCAUGCCAUCCUCAGGCGGGCUCGGGAGAUCCUGGCUGUGGCCACGACCAUCCCAGCCCCAGAUGAUUUUCCUGCCCUGUGGUCACGUCUGCUGCUGCCAGGGCUGCUGCGAGCGGCUGCUGUCGUGCCCGCUGUGCCGCCAGGACAUCGCGCAGCGCGUCCGCAUCUUCCACAGCGCCUAGGGCAGCCCGGACGCCCCGGCCCCGCUCGGGCUGUUCCCGCUGCCGCUCCUGUCCCCGGAACAGCCCGCGGCUGGCACUGCCCUCCCCACGCUGGGAGCCCCUGCAUCCCCCUCGCAGCUCCCCGGGGCUCCUGCAGUGAAUCCCUUCGCCCUUGGUCCCCGUGCCUGGGUGACAAACCGGGCGCAGCUGCGGCUCCUCCUCUCUGGCAGAGGUGUUUGCUGUCAGAAAGGCCCCGGGGGCUCGCAGGGACACGGGGAGCGCUUCCAGCAGUGCUGCACGGAGGGAGGGGAAUUUCCCGUGGGAUCAUUCGGUCAGGACAUGCUGUUCUUAGUGUGCUCACAGUGCCGUGCACCUCUGUCAUGCCAGAGGUCUGGGGCUUUGGCUCUGGAAGCUGUCUGGGUCUGAGCCUUAGGAACUCCCCAGCCCCCGGUUCCUGCAACACCCCCGGGACUGGAGGGACCUGCCCUGGCCAGGGGAGCCCGUGGGGGUCCCUCAUCCACAAACCAGGUGGGCAGAAAGUGCUGCUGCCACUGGGGCAGGGCUGGGGCUGUGCCCAGCUCAGGACCAUGGUGUCUCUGCACUGGGGGGUGGGGGCUGCGCCGUUGUCAUUGAUCAGUAACAAUUCCUGUCUGCCCUCAGCUCUUGACCCUGAAAUAUAAAAAUGCUGCACGAGCCUUGUCCCACCACAGCCUUCCCCAGGAGCAGCCAUUAAAUGCAGCUGGUUUCUGCUGGGAGUGUUUGCUCACUCUUUCCUUCUGCAGGGGGGUGGCUGGAGCAGGGACAGGGCCACCACCCCAUGCCCAGCUGUCCCAGUGUCACCUUCUCCUUCUCGUCUCCUUGUCAGAGAAGAAUUUGAGCCUCUGGGCCUCCUCCCAGGGUGUUGCUCAU
Molecule: messenger RNA, 3086 nt
Organism: Melospiza georgiana
Lineage: Eukaryota; Metazoa; Chordata; Aves; Passeriformes; Passerellidae
Gene: LRSAM1
Product: leucine rich repeat and sterile alpha motif containing 1
Exons: 24
Coding region: 161-2857 (898 amino acids)
Molecular function (GO): protein binding
Source: RefSeq, a predicted model, not a curated record